CCCCCCCAACCUGGGAGGCUGCAUGGUACGCCGCUUCCCGCGCGUUCUUCUAACUCUGCUGCUGCGGCCGCCGCCACCCCCGCGGGCCCGGCCGGGUGUGACGGUCAGCCUGGAGUCCGUCCCUCCAUCCAAGCGACCCCGCGGCAGCCUCAUGGCGCCUCCCCGAAUCGGAACGCACAAUGGCACUUUCCACUGCGAUGAGGCCCUGGCGUGCGCAUUGCUGCGCCUCCUGCCCGAGUACAGAGAUGCAGAGAUUGUGCGGACCCGGGACCCCGAAAAACUGGCUUCUUGUGACAUCGUGGUGGAUGUGGGUGGUGAAUACGAUCCUCAGAGACACCGGUAUGACCAUCACCAGAGAUCUUUCACAGAGACCAUGAGCUCCCUCUCUCCUGGGAAGCCGUGGCAGACCAAGCUGAGCAGUGCGGGACUCAUCUAUCUGCACUUCGGGCACAAGCUGCUGGCCCAGUUGCUGGGCACCAGCGAAGAGGACAGCAUGGUGGGCACCAUCUAUGACAAGAUGUACGAGAACUUCGUGGAGGAGGUGGAUGCGGUGGACAAUGGGAUCUCGCAGUGGGAAGAGGGAGAGCCCAGGUAUGUGCUGACUACCACACUGAGUGCCAGGGUUGCUCGACUUAAUCCGACCUGGAACCAGCCUGACCAAGACACUGAGGCCGGGUUCAAGCGCGCCAUGGACCUAGUCCGAGAGGAGUUUCUGCAGAGACUAGACUUCUACCAACACAGCUGGCUGCCAGCCCGGACCUUGGUGGAAGAGGCCCUGGCCCGGCGAUUCCAGGUGGACCCAAGUGGGGAGAUAGUAGAACUGGCAAAAGGUGGAUGCCCCUGGAAGGAGCACCUCUACCACCUGGAAUCUGGGCUGUCCCCACCGGGCACCAUCGCCUUUGUUAUCUACACUGACCAGGCUGGACAGUGGCGGGUACAGUGUGUGCCCAAGGAGCGCCAUUCAUUCCAGAGCCGGCUGCCCCUGCCAGAGCCAUGGCGGGGUCUUCGGGAUGAGGCCCUGGACAAGGUCAGUGGGAUUCCUGGCUGCAUCUUUGUCCACACCAGCGGCUUCAUUGGUGGGCACCACACCCGAGAAGGUGUCUUGAGCAUGGCUCGGGCCACCCUGGCCCAGCGCCCCGUACCUAAACCUCCCACAAAUUCCCUAGACCAAUAAAACAUCCUCUAUCUCGUACUGA
Lontra canadensis (Northern American river otter) is the source of this 1196-nucleotide messenger RNA. RefSeq names its product MYG1 exonuclease (gene MYG1). Gene Ontology annotation, cellular component: cytoplasm; nucleus. The coding region runs from base 23 to 1174 and encodes 383 amino acids. The transcript has 7 exons. The record is from RefSeq and is a predicted model, not a curated record. NCBI's taxonomy places the organism in Eukaryota, Metazoa, Chordata, Mammalia, Carnivora, Mustelidae.